AGUAGGCUUUAAAAGGAAAAUCACUCUCAUCCUUUUGUUUAGUCAGUCUGUUUAUAGGUAUCAUAUAGGAGUUAAGUAAUUGUUUAUAACUUUUAAAAUUUCAAAUCGAAAGCCGUUCCAUUUCGUCACGACCAAUUAGAGCGGAGAGAAGAUUUUCGAUUUCCCAUAAUUCCGCAACUCCCAGCCAAUCGUCACUUGAGCAAACAACGCGACUCGCACGCUUUCAAAAUGCCAAUAUCAGCUGAUCAGAAGCAGGCGUUGGAUUCACAGGCAGUGAACAAUUUUCGAGAAUAUUUACAAAUACCUAGUGUACAACCCAAUAUAAAUUAUGAUGCUUGUGUUAAAUUCUUACAAUCCCAAGCAACAGGCCUGGGUUUACCAAUUGAAGUUGUGUCAGUUGUUGAGGGUAAACCGAUAGUCAUAAUCACUUGGACAGGAGCAAAUCCUGCCCUGCCAAGCAUUUUACUAAAUAGUCACAUGGACGUUGUACCUGUAUUCGAGGACAAAUGGACGUACAAACCUUUUAGUGCCCAUAUUGAUGAGAAAGGAAAUAUUUAUGCAAGAGGUGCUCAAGAUAUGAAAUGUGUAGGAAUUCAAUAUUUAGAGGCAAUCAGGAGAUUGAAACAGAAUGGUAUCAAAUUGAAAAGAACUUUGCAUGUAUCGUUUGUCCCAGAUGAAGAGAUUGGAGGAGUAGAUGGCAUGAAAAAAUUUGUCCAUACUGAGGAUUUUAAGAAAUUGCGUGUAGGGUUUGCUCUUGAUGAAGGUAUGGCUAGUCCAACCAACAUAUUUCCUUUGUUUUAUGCUGAACGAAACAUUUGGCAUUUAAUAAUACAUUGUCCUGGCACACCUGGUCAUGGAUCGCUGUUGUUGCCAAACACGGCUGGCGAAAAAGUUAGUUAUAUUUUGAACAAAUUCUUUGAAUUUCGAAAGGAACAAGUUGAUAUUUUAAAAGGAAACUCUGAGUUAACCGUUGGAGAUGUUACUACAGUGAAUCUUACACAAUUAGAGGGAGGAGUACAGUCAAAUGUGGUUCCACCAGAAUUGAUUAUAACAAUCGAUUGUCGCAUUGCUCCAACUGUGGACAAUAAGAAAUGGGAAGCACAAGUAUAUCAGUGGUGUAAAGAAGCCGGGAACGAUGUGUGGAUUGAAUGGGAACAAAAGGAACCGCAAAUUCCACCUACUAAAUUAGAUAAUACCAAUCCAUUUUGGUUGGCUUUUAAGAAAAGCGCGGACGAACUCGAUCUUAAAUUGAAAGCUCAGAUAUUUCCUGGUGGGACGGAUUGCCGAUUUAUUCGUGAAGUUGGAAUACCGGCGAUAGGAUUUUCGCCUAUGAACAAUACACCUGUUUUGUUGCACGAUCACGAUGAAUAUCUGAACAAGGACGUGUUUUUACGUGGAAUUGAAAUUUACGAAGAAAUCCUAAAAGCAGUCGCCAAUGUUGAUGACAGAACAGGGUAGUUGAUGGUAUUUUUAUGGAAUGUUGUGCCUUAUAUUGAUAAAAGUUAAUGUCUAUACCAAACAAUUAAUUGAAGUGCAAUAAUAAUAUACAUAUCUACAAGUUUACCCUUUAUUUUAUAUUUAUGUUUACAUCUGUUUCUUGUGAAAUAAAUAUUAUAAUAAUUGA
This is a messenger RNA of Sitophilus oryzae (rice weevil), 1624 nucleotides long. Its product is annotated as aminoacylase-1. Gene Ontology annotation, molecular function: aminoacylase activity. The record is from RefSeq and is a predicted model, not a curated record. The coding region runs from base 229 to 1458 and encodes 409 amino acids. Gene Ontology annotation, biological process: amino acid metabolic process. Gene Ontology annotation, cellular component: cytoplasm. Lineage: Eukaryota; Metazoa; Arthropoda; Insecta; Coleoptera; Curculionidae. The transcript is spliced from 8 exons.